Molecule: messenger RNA, 1820 nt
Organism: Didymella exigua CBS 183.55
Lineage: Eukaryota; Fungi; Ascomycota; Dothideomycetes; Pleosporales; Didymellaceae
Product: aldehyde dehydrogenase
Exons: 4
Coding region: 295-1755 (486 amino acids)
Molecular function (GO): aldehyde dehydrogenase (NAD+) activity
Source: RefSeq, a predicted model, not a curated record
CGGCCGUAGCCGCCCGUAAGUAAGUUGUCAAGCCGGUACACCAUGCUGACUGUGUUCACACGUGUCUCGUGCAUGUCGCGUAUGUUGUGGGCGGAAGCGAGGUUGGUAAGAAGCUUCACUAGUUCGGCUGACGACUGAGCCCCGCAUGUGUAAGCCCCACCUUCGAUUCCUCUAUUCUACAAAAGCCGAGUGCGUGGCCCUUCCUUCAGAAAUUGACUGUGUACACUGAAUUAUCAAGGUGGGAGGAGAGUACUACGUAUCCGACGAUCUGUAUUGGAUAUUUCAAAAGCCACCAUGGGGUCCAUCACAAUAGUGUCGAAGCUCGACAUUGAAACCUACAAAGGCAACAUCAUCAACAAUGAAUUCGUCCCAACACCGGAGACUCGCCACUCCAUCAACCCAGCAACUGGCAAAGCUCUCUAUGAGGUCCCUGUAGCCCGGAAGGAAGACCUCGACACCGCUGUCCAAAAUGCCAGAGCUGCAUUCAAGUCAUGGAGCGCAACACCCUUCUCAGAACGCGCAAAUCUGCUACUGAAGUAUGCGGAUUUGAUCGAAGCCAACCGCGACCAGCUGGAGAAGCUUCUGACCACCGAGCAGGGUAAGCCGCUCUCACUCUCCCAUACCGAGGUCGAUAACGCCUUGCACUGGCUUCGUACCUUCGCCACCAUGGAGGUCAAAGAUGAGGUACUGAAAGAAGACGACGAGAAGAUAGUAUACUCAACCUACCCACCGAUCGGCGUCUGCGCAGGCAUCGUGCCCUGGAACUGGCCCAUCCUGCUUGGUUUAGGUAAAGUCGGUCCCGCACUCAUCACAGGCAACACCUUUAUCAUGAAGCCUUCGCCCUACACACCCUACUGCGACCUCAAGCUGGGUGAGCUGGCGGCCCAAGUCUUCCCUCCAGGCGUCGUACAAGUUCUCUCCGGCGACGACAACCUCGGCCCCUGGAUCACGGAGCACCCCGGAAUCGACAAGAUCGCAUUCACCGGCUCAACCGCGACUGGAAAGCUGGUUGCCGCAAGCUGCGCUAAGACACUUAAGCGCUACGUGCUCGAGCUGGGUGGCAACGAUGCAGCGAUUGUGUGCGAGGACGUUGACAUCGACAAGUGUCUACCAAAGAUCGCGAUGAUGAGUUUCUUAAACUCGGGCCAGAUUUGUAUGUUGACUAAGCGGAUCUAUAUCCAUGAGAAGAUCUACGAUGAGUUCAGGGAUAAGAUGGUGGAGUUCACAAAGGGGAAUAUUAAGACUGGUGCAGGGACUGAGGAGGGUGUUGUGGUCGGGCCGGUGCAGAAUAAGAUGCAAUUCGACAAGGUCAAAGAUCUGUAUGAUGAGAUUGAGAGGAGCAACUGGAAGACUGCGCUGUCUGGACAGGCUGGCGAGUUCGAGCAUGGCUACUUCAUCACUCCGGCGAUUAUCGACAACCCGCCCGAGGAUUCGCGUAUCGUGCAAGAGGAGCCUUUUGGCCCCAUCGUACCUCUGCUCAAAUGGUCGGAUGAAGUAGAUGUGAUUGACCGCGCGAAUGCACUGAAGUCCGGCCUCGGAGCGUCUGUGUGGGCUAAGGACGUGAAGCGUGCUGAGCGGAUGGCGAGGCAGCUGUCCGCAGGUAGCGUCUGGGUGAACUCACACUUCGAUGUGGCUCCUGACGUGCCCUUCGGUGGUCACAAGGAAUCAGGCAUCGGCAUGGAAUGGGGUAUCGAAGGACUAAAGCACUAUUGCAACAGUCGUAGCCUGUGGGUGUGGAAGCGUGUGUUCCAGUGAGUAGACCGCAGAAGCUUCAUUACAUGUAGCGUACUGGCCAAUUGACUCAGUGUAAAACAACCUUG